AUGGCUACCCCAGAUGUCAGCGUACAUGUAGAAGAGGUGGUGGUGGUGACCACACCGGAUAAUAUAAUGGAUGGUAGCAUGGAGGAGGUGAAAGCGGUGCUUGUGACCACCAACAGGAGCCUAGCUGAAGAAGCCUUGGAGUCAGAAAACAUGGCAGCAGCAGCUGCAGCCGCCUUUAGUGCCUCAACAGAACUGAAAGAAGCCGUUUUAGUGAAGAUGGGUGACGAGGAAGAGGAAACUCUCGAAGCAGAGAUUGCGUACCCCAUCACCUGCGGAGAGAGCAAGGCAAACCUGAUCUGGAGGAAGUUUGUGUGCCCGGGGGAUCAACGUCAAGUGUGUGCAGUAUAACGACCAUCUGAUCAGUCCAAAAGAAUUUGUGCAUUUGGCUGGAAAAUCUACCUUAAAGGACUGGAAGAGAGCCAUCAGGAUGAAUGGAGUCAUGCUCAGGAAAAUAAUGGAUUCGGGGGAGCUGGAUUUCUACCAACACUCCAAGGUCUGUUCCAAUACCUGCCGGAGCACCAAGAUCGACGUGACAGGGAGCCGCGUGUCUCUCUGCAGCCAGGUGUCCACGGAGUAUAUUCCCCUCACCACUACAGCCAGUGACAAUUUUACUGUUAAUGGGAGUCCAGCAACUAUUACUAUAGAGACGUGUGAAGGAUCCGGAGACUGGAGCAAUCUGGUUGGAGAUGACACCCUGAUCUUUUGGCAGGGGCUGCGUGAUGCUGGGCUGCUGGGUGAUGUUAUUCAAGAGUUUCAUCGGGAGCUGCUUGAAACGAUGAAAGGCCUGAGACAGCGGUUGCAGAUUCCCCCCAUCCAGCUAGAGGACGCUGUGCUUCUCAACAACAUUGUCCAGAAUUUCGGCUUGCUGGAUUUGAUUAAGAAAGUGCUAGCUAGUCACAAAAGCCAGAUGGACCGCUCUAGAGAGCAGUACACCAGAGAUUUAGCAGCACUGGAGCAGCAGUGUGAUGAACACAGGAGACGAGCCAAGGAGCUGAAGCACAAAUCUCAACAUCUGAACAACGUACUGAUGACAUUGACCCCUGUCAGCAUGCCCCCUCCGGCCAAGCGGCCACGUUUAAACCCGUGCAACUUCUGGCCCUGCUGCUAUAAGCUCACAGGUGUCUUCUCAGCCAACGCAGAUCACCCUUCCCCAAGGAAUGUCCAUCUCUCAAUUGACCAGCAUCCCAUUUGGUAAAGUACUCUCUGCUAGUAUCCCCUCCUCCACCUCUUCAGUCCUAAACAGGAACUCAACUUCCCAAGCCAGCUCGCCUUCCUCCCCAGUUUUGGGGGGCUACACUAUCCUUACCCCUUCAGGAAGCAACUUCCCAGGCACUCUGGAAAUUCACCCCGACUCAUCCAACCUCACUGUUCUAAGUACGGCGGCUAUGCAAGAUAGCAACACUGUUCUCAAAGUGAUGAGCCCCAUCCAGCUGCUCACUUUGCCAGGGCUGGGGACCAUACAGAACUUUGCACAGCUAGCGUCAGCCGGGGGUACCCUUGUAGCCAUGCCCUGUGACUCAGCGGAUGGAGAGGAGGAGCAUACCACCAUAGAGGUAACAUCUCUGACUGAGGACCAGAUGCAGAAGUAG
Messenger RNA from Staurois parvus, 1589 nucleotides. NCBI's taxonomy places the organism in Eukaryota, Metazoa, Chordata, Amphibia, Anura, Ranidae. The record is from the annotation of a GenBank genome assembly.